Amoebophrya sp. A120 is the source of this 799-nucleotide messenger RNA. The record is from the annotation of a GenBank genome assembly. Lineage: Eukaryota; Dinophyceae; Syndiniales; Amoebophryaceae.
AUGAUGACCACUUCCUUCGCCCUGACUGUCGCUACUUUGGCAGCUUACCACGUGGCUAUGACAGUGCACAACUCCCCCUCCCCCUCAUUUGUAUGGCAUGAACGACAAUACAAGCACCAGCAAGAAUGCCGGUUCUGCAUGACAAAUUUGCACUGGAGUGUAGUGCUGUUUGGGCUUCCAGGAUUUGUCAUGCAAACAGUGCUACAAGGCAGCAGCUGGAUUUGGGAUUUUGCAUCGCAAAUGAGGGGGAGGGGGAGUUGUGCACUUUCAUAGUGGCCGGCAACUCCAUCGCAUCCUGCAGCUCCACCUUUGGAGGCACUGCUGGCCCCGACCUUUGUCCGCGUGGUUGUUGUAUCAUUAUUUUUCGAGCCCCAGCCCUGGAAAUGCGACGCCGCUUCUCUCGUCCUCGCUUGGUUUCCUUUACUGUUGUAUCAACUGCAAAAAUGUCUGGGUCUGGAAACUUGUGAUGCUGGGUGGCGUCUCAUGAUGAGGCCACAAAUGCUGGCUCAGCAUGACAAGUUUCUGAGCUUCUAACUGUUGCCUAUUCUGCAUGACAUCAAACUGCGUUUCUGCAUCACAGAAAAGUGGAGCUGUUGGGUAACGUGCAGGACAGAUUUAAAAGUCAUGGCAGACAAGCAUGACAAACAGCUUCGUCUUAUCCUGUACAUAGGUGGAACACUUUCGUCUUAUCCUGUUCCACCUAUCGGGAUCGCAUUGCCUCCUCGAGGAUCGAUAGGGAAGGAUAUGAAAAUACUAGGAUCUCUCAAAAAUAACCAAGAGUGAAAGAUAUCUACUCAAU